CCGUCCUGGAUACCAUUUCCUUGUCUACCUCCGACACUAGAUUUUCCCUUUAACUUUAUCAAGUUUUUACAUAUAAAACGCAGUGCCUUUGUGUAUUUUUGGUCGUUUUAGUUUCUUGUGCAUGCAGUUAGCACAAUGUUCACCACUACCGGUUCCAGAGGGCUGUAUAAAGCUCCUGUGUCGAAGAGUCUGCUGCUGCUUCCCACUGCCUUCACCGUGCUGCUUCUCGUGGCCCUGCCUCAGUACCAGAAGCUGUUCGUCUACAGCCUGCAGGCGAUCACGCACCACAGACAGUUGUGGAGGCUGCUGUGUGGGAGGCUGAUCUGUCUGGAUGUAAAGGACACGUUCUGCAGCAGUCUGCUCAUCUACAAUUUCCGUAUAUUUGAGAGGAGGUUCGGCAGUCGCAAGUUCGCCUCCUUCCUGUUUGGAACCUGGGUUCUGUCUGGACUUCUGGACUUCCUCUUGGCUGAGGCUGUUCACUUCCUGUUCGAGGUGCAGGUGGACAUGCUGCCAGCCGGACUGCUGGGUCCAAUCUUUGCCCUCUUUGUGCCUUUCUUCUAUUCAAUCCCUCGAGUUCAGGUCACUCAGUUCCUGAGCUACGUCUCGAUAAGCAACAAGUCUCUCGUGUACCUCGUGGGCCUGCAGUUGCUGACUUCUAGCACUUACAUGUGGGUUGUGGCCUUUAGUGGCUUGGUUUCAGGUGUACUGUACUACAGUAACAUGUUGGCUCUCCAGCGGUUCCUUUAUGUUCCUCAGUGGCUGGCGCGCUGCAGCUCUCAGCUCCUGGGUCCUGUGUUCUCGGGCACAGAGCCACAUGCUGAGGCUCCAGUAGGGAUGGGAGCCACGUUGGACAUCCAGCGACAGCAGCGCAUGGAUAUGCUAGACCAACAGCUGCUGCUCUCACAGCUGGCCCAGCUCAGGAGAAAUGCCCAGCAGCCACCACCCCAGCAGGGCGGACUCCUCAACCGAUUCUUUCCAGGUUUACGACACAGAGGUCAGAAUAUGAAUCGCAUGCAGCCGCACUCAGUGGACGCACCAGUGGCUGAGGAACAGGUAGCGAGGCUGAUGGAGAUGGGUUUCUCCAGAGUGGAUGCUCAGGAAGCUCUCCGAGCAUCCAACAAUGACAUCAACAUGGCCACCAACUUCCUGCUCCAGCACUGAGGCUGAGUGUCUCAGGGGAGGGCGGGGGAGACGGAAACGUAGCUGGAGCGACUGGAAAACACAACACAUGGACACUGGAAAAGUAAAGUACUCUCAGGAGCUUGUGCUGUCACUUCCUCUGAAAUUGCAGUUGGGUGGCGAGAAGCCACUGAAGCUGUCGUUGUGAUUUCCUACCGACUUCAACAGAAUAGAGCCAAGAUGGUGGUGAAAGACAGCGCAGUGUUCUCUCAGGGCUCGCGUUCUCUGGCCUCAGCGUCCCUCUACAACCUUCAGCACUGCACAGUCUUAUUAACGAGCCCACGUGGUGGCAAUGCUGAUGAUGUGAAUGCAAUGUGAUUUGAAGAGUCUUAAAAGGAAAGCGAGACCUAAAAGACUCCUAUUUAGAUAUAGUCCUGGACUAAUGUGGUGUUUUGAAGAAUUUUACACUCAUGGGAAUAAUUAGCAAAAAACAUUAAUUUGCACAACUUUCGUUCGCCAUGUUUCUUAGUUUUGUGCAGGAGGCUAAUAUAGAUAAAGAAUGGAAGUCCGUGUCACCCAAAA
Molecule: messenger RNA, 1701 nt
Organism: Neoarius graeffei (lesser salmon catfish)
Lineage: Eukaryota; Metazoa; Chordata; Actinopteri; Siluriformes; Ariidae
Gene: ubac2
Product: UBA domain containing 2
Exons: 9
Coding region: 136-1161 (341 amino acids)
Molecular function (GO): protein binding; serine-type endopeptidase activity
Source: RefSeq, a predicted model, not a curated record